AUGUAUUAUAAAAUAACGUUUAUAAAGAAAUAUUCUGAAAAUAAUCCAUAUUUAUUUUUGACUCGCAUUAUAAUUUGGACAUUUUUGAUUUAUAAGGUUCAUUCAAAGUUAGAUCAACGACAUAACGGAAAUAUAUAUGGCCUACAGAACGAAACAUUGGUUAACCAACAAAGAGGAAUACGACUUGAUGUACGCAAAACUUUGGCAAUACAAUUCUAUAAAAACAACACAAAGACAUUGGAAACCUAUCUUCCGCUGACAGAAAAUAAACUGGAUAAAUCCGGAUGUUUACCAUCAGAGAAAUUUUCAAUUGUACUUCAUGGAUGGAUUCAAAGUUGUUCGGAUGAAUGGGCAGUUGCACUAAUCGAGCGGUUGAGCUUUUACCGCAGAGGCUGUGUAAUAUGUAUUGAUUACAGCUAUGUCGCAAGCUCCUCUUAUGUCAGGUUGUACGCCAACUUUGAGUAUAUAUCCGAAGUUAUUGUUUCGAUCGUAAUAUCCCUUUUUCAAUACGGCUUUGAUCCCAGCCGGGGAUACUUGUUUGGAUUCAGCUUUGGUGGGCAACUAGCAUCAGCUGUGGGACGAAUAUUACAGCCACAGUUUACUAUACAAAAUAUAGACACUUGUGAUAUGGCUGGACCUGGAUUCGAUCCAAUUGACAUAGACCAUUCGAAAGCCGGAAAGAUCGUUCAAUGUUUUCAUACAAGUCGGGAUAAAGGAACUUUGAUAUAUUCUUGCCACAGAAAUAUCAUGUUGGGCAGCUGUGGACUAAGCCAGCCCUCCGUCGCAAGUCAAUUACAUCUUGGAAGUCAUGGUCUAUGCGUCGACAUUUAUAUAAAUACCUUUGAUUAUCCUUUUUAUGCAUUGAGAAUACCCCCACCUGAAUGCAUAUCAUUAACUAAAGCAGCGAACAUACCAAAUGAUUAUACUGUGGGAUACCAGGAAAAUUUCAACAAGCAAGUUUUUGGUAAAAUUUUUGUGCCAACAAGUUUACAUUAUCCCUACAACCUAUCAAAAAAGGAACUUCAACUUAUUUCUAGGAUGAAUGACUAAAAAGAUCAUCAUAUAUAUAACACAAUUGAAAGUAAAAAUA
Molecule: messenger RNA, 1090 nt
Organism: Drosophila montana
Lineage: Eukaryota; Metazoa; Arthropoda; Insecta; Diptera; Drosophilidae
Product: inactive pancreatic lipase-related protein 1
Exons: 7
Coding region: 1-1050 (349 amino acids)
Biological process (GO): lipid catabolic process
Molecular function (GO): lipase activity
Source: RefSeq, a predicted model, not a curated record